Lathyrus sativus (Indian pea) is the source of this 3123-nucleotide messenger RNA. NCBI's taxonomy places the organism in Eukaryota, Viridiplantae, Streptophyta, Magnoliopsida, Fabales, Fabaceae. The record is from the annotation of a GenBank genome assembly.
AUGACGGAUACUACGGAUGAUAUUGCGGAGGAAAUCUCCUUUCAGAGCUUCGAUGAUGAUUGUAGGUUGCUUGGUAAUCUUCUCAACGACAUUCUUCACCGUGAAGUUGGUACCUCUUUCGUUGAUAAACUCGAAAGGAUUCGAGUUCUUGCUCAGAGUGCAUGUAAUAUGAGGCAAGCGGGUAUUGUGAACAUGGGUGAGAUACUUGAGAAGCAAUUGGCUUCGGAGUUGUCAAAGAUGACGUUACAAGAAGCUUUCACUCUUGCUCGUGCUUUCAGCCAUUAUCUUACUAUGAUGGGUAUAGCUGAAACUCACCAUAGGGUUCGUAAAGGAGGGAAUAUGGCACAAAUUUCAAAAUCUUGUGAUGAUGUGUUUAACCAGCUUGUGCAGGGUGGAGUUUCCCCCGAUGACCUUUAUAACACAGUCUGCAAGCAGGAGGUUGAAAUUGUUCUCACAGCUCACCCCACACAAAUUAAUCGCCGUACGCUUCAGUACAAACACAUUAGAAUCGCGCAUCUCUUGGAUUAUAACGACCGCCCUGAUCUUAGCCCUGAAGAUCGAGAAAUGCUGAUUGAAGAUCUGGUGAGAGAGAUAACUUCAAUAUGGCAGACAGAUGAGCUUAGGCGCCAAAAACCCACUCCGGUUGAUGAAGCCAGAGCUGGUUUGAAUAUAGUGGAGCAAUCACUCUGGAAAGCUCUUCCUCAUUAUUUGCGCCGAGUCAGCAAUGCUUUAAAGAAGCAUACAGGAAAGCCACUUCCACUGACUUGCACUCCCAUAAAGUUUGGAACUUGGAUGGGAGGUGAUAGAGAUGGAAACCCAAACGUGACGGCAAAGGUCACAAAAGAUGUUUCACUUCUAUCAAGAUGGAUGGCAAUUGACCUCUAUAUUCGGGAAGUGGAUAGCCUCAGAUUUGAGCUAUCUAUGAAUCGGUGCAGCGAUACUUUGUCAAGAUUGGCACAUGAAAUCCUAGAAGGAGCUAAAGAUGAGAAUCGUCGUGAGAGUUGGAAUCAAUCAAUGAAUAGAAGUCAGUCACUUCCAACACAACUUCCAGCUAGAGCUUAUUUACCCUCUUUUGCUGCAAAUGGUGAAUCACAGCAUCCUAGACUAGACAUUCCAGGACCUGACCACAAGGAUGUUGGGAUUUCUCCAAACUUAGCUACAAUCAGAACUGGCAAUCCUAGUAUUCAAGUAUCACAAAAAAGUUCAGAAAAUUCCAAUGCUUCUUCAGCUUCGAUUCCAUCUUCUCCUUCUCUCAUCUCCAGUCAACCGCUUUCUCAGAGGAAAUUGUUGGCAGAAUCCCAAACAGGAAAGUCUGGUUUUCAGAAGCUUUUAGAGCCACAGCUCCCUCAACUUCCUGGUAUUGCUCCUUAUAGAGUUGUCUUGGGAAAUGUAAAGGAUAAGCUUGAGAGAAGCCGUAGACGGUUAGAACUUCUUCUUGAGGAUGUUACAUGUGACUACGAUCCUUUGGAUUAUUAUGAAACAGCUGACCAGCUUUUGGAACCUCUGCUCCUUUGUUAUGAAUCUCUGCAAUCAUACGGAUCCGGGGUGCUAGCUGAUGGUCGACUUGCUGAUCUGAUUCGUAGAGUUGCUACCUUUGGAAUGGUUCUAAUGAAGCUUGACUUGCGCCAGGAAUCGGGGAGACAUGCUGACACGCUUGAUGCAAUUACAACGUAUUUGGAUAUGGGUACUUACAGUGAGUGGGAUGAAGAAAAGAAAUUAGAUUUCUUAACCAGAGAGCUGAAAGGGAAGAGGCCACUAGUUCCUGUUAGUAUAGAGGUUCCUGCUGAUGUUAAAGAAGUCUUGGAUACAUUCCAAAUAGCUGCUGAAUUAGGGAGUGAUUCCCUUGGAGCUUAUGUGAUCUCUAUGGCCUCCAGUGCAAGUGAUGUCCUUGCAGUAGAGCUUUUACAAAAGGAUGCACGGCUUGCUGCUACUGGAGAGUUGGGAAGACCAUGUCCUGGUGGAACGUUGCGGGUUGUCCCUCUAUUUGAGACCGUGAAGGACCUAAGAGAAGCUGGUUCAGUUAUCAGGAAACUUUUAUCAAUAGACUGGUACCUCGAACACAUCAUUAAGAAUCACAACGGUCAUCAAGAGGUUAUGGUUGGAUAUUCUGAUUCUGGUAAAGAUGCUGGUCGCUUCACUGCUGCAUGGGAACUUUACAAAGCUCAAGAAGAUGUUGUAGCCGCUUGCAAUGAUUAUGGUAUUAAAGUUACAUUGUUCCAUGGCCGUGGAGGCAGUAUUGGCCGGGGUGGUGGCCCUACAUAUCUGGCUAUUCAAUCCCAACCACCCGGAUCUGUGAUGGGAACACUUCGGUCUACUGAACAGGGAGAAAUGGUAGAGGCCAAAUUUGGAUUACCACAGAUAGCUGUUAGACAACUUGAAAUAUACACAACUGCGGUACUACUCGCAACUCUUCGUCCACCUCUCCCACCCCGGGACAAAAAUUGGCGUAAUCUCAUGGAAGAAAUCUCAGAGAUCAGUUGCCAGUGUUACCGCAAUGUAGUCUACGAAAAUCCAGAUUUCCUUUCCUACUUCCACGAAGCCACGCCUGAAGCAGAACUCGGCUUCCUCAACAUAGGUAGCCGUCCGGCAAGAAGGAAGAACACGAGGGGAAUCGGAAACCUACGUGCUAUUCCCUGGGUAUUUGCAUGGACUCAAACCAGAUUUGUUCUUCCAGCAUGGCUCGGAGUCGGAGCAGGUUUGAAAGGUGCUUGUGAGAAAGGUCAUAGUGAAGAACUAAAAGCAAUGUACAAAGAAUGGCCUUUCUUUCAAAGUACAAUUGACCUUAUCGAGAUGGUGUUAGGGAAAGCAGACAUUACUAUAGCCAAGUACUACGACGAAGCUCUUGUGUCAAAGGAGAGGCAAGAACUCGGUCACGAGCUAAGAAAUGAGCUCUUGACAGCUGAGAAGUUCGUGCUUGUGAUUAGUGGCCAUGAGAAACUUCAGCAGAAUAACAGAAGCUUGAGGAGGUUGGUUGAGAAUAGGCUUCCAUUUCUCAAUCCUAUGAACCUGUUGCAGGUGGAGAUUCUCAAGAGGUUAAGGCGCGAUGACGACAACCUCAAACUCAGAGAUGCUUUACUUAUCACUGUAAAUGGAAUCGCUGCGGGGAUGAGGAAUACCGGUUAA